CCAGCGGCGGCCGCUGCGGCAGCACCGGCAGCACCGUCCCGGCGACCCCCGCGGGUCCCCGCAGUCCGCAGCUGCCUCCGGGCCCGCCCCGGCCAGGCCGGGCUCCCCGCCGGCCUCGCAGUGCCAGGCCAUGGCGCAGAGCGGGCAGCCGACGCCACCGCCCGAGGAGAACCUGCAGGGCUCUUGGGUGGAGCUGCACUUCAGCAGUAACGGCAAUGGCCACAGUGCGGUGCCAGCCUCAAUCUCGGCCUAUAAUGGCGACAUGGAAAAGAUUCUUCUGGAUGCGCAGCAUGAGUCUGGACGCAGCAGUUCCAAGAGUUCUCACUGCGACAGCCCUCCUCGGUCACAGACACCCCAGGAUAUUAACAGGACCUCUGAAGCAGAUACUCACAGCCUCGGAGAGAAGAACAGUUCCCAGUCUGAAGAAGAUUACAUGGAAAGACGGAAGGAAGUGGAGAGCAUCCUGAAGAAAAACUCAGACUGGAUUUGGGACUGGUCCAGCCGACCCGAAAACAUCCCCCCAAAGGAGUUUCUUUUCAAGCACCCAAAGCGCUCGGCCACCCUCAGCAUGAGAAACACGAGCGUCAUGAAAAAGGGAGGCAUCUUCUCGGCAGAGUUUUUGAAGGUUUUCCUUCCGUCCCUGCUGCUCUCUCACUUCCUUGCCAUUGGGCUGGGGAUCUACAUUGGAAGACGUCUCACCACCUCUACCAGCACCUUCUAGGGCGGGCCAAGCAGCAGGCAGAGGCAGUGGUCUCUGAGCAUGCAGAAUGGUUAGCGGAGGAAGUCCGUGUAUCGUCUGGCUCCUGUGACUUGUGUUCAAUGGUUGUGUAAAUGUCGUGUUCCUAGUUCAGUAGAGUGGGAGGAUGGAUAGUGUCCUCACACCCUGGGCAUCAGCGUUGGGAGCGGGCAGACCGAUCCACCUCCUCUAGGUAGGGUUAGCCUCUGUGCCCUUUAAUGAUGACCUUUCCUACCCCAAUCAUGAGACUUCCUGGACUUCUACAAAACCCCCAAACUUCUGAUUUCCCCUGAACAGGGGCUACUCCUUUGAACAAGUGAAUCAUGUCACUUUUAAGAGAUACAUGUUUAAGGGCUUGUCCAAAAUGCUGUCCCAGAAAAGCGUCUGUUCCCAUUUGUUCUGGCUGGAGCAGCCACUUGGCAAAGACUUCCCUCCAUUGUGCUGGGUGGUUUUCCUGGGCCAAUUGGAAAAAAGGAAAGAAGCCCUCAAGGUGGUCUGCUCAGCUUGGGACCGUCCAUUCGAUGCUGACCUGGGAAGUCUCGUCUGGCCCCCUCCCCUUGCCCCAGAACUCAAUUGGUUUCCUUUGUCGGGCCUUGUGUGGCCUGCACUGUGUACCAGGCGGCUCCCCUGCUAGGCCUGCUCGAUUCCCCACGCUCCCCGCUAGGCCCAUGCUGUGCUCCUCUGCCCUACCCUUUGUCUGUCGACUUCAGCCACUGAAACGGGGAAUGGGAAUGACUGUUUGCCAAAUCCUUCUGAGAUGCCUGUGUUAGGUACAUUUCACCAGGCUUGUGAGCCCACGAGAGGCUCACAUCAUCCCUGUUCUCCUUAAGGCAAAUGUUUUCUGAAAGGAGGCCACGUCUUUGCUGUGCUGGACACACUCAACAUUUGUUUCUGUUUGUCUCUGGGCUGAAAUAAACGCAUCCUUCUCAUUUGAAAA
Messenger RNA from Dromiciops gliroides (monito del monte), 1673 nucleotides. It is a transcript of the gene BNIP3, whose product is annotated as BCL2 interacting protein 3. Bases 131 to 721 code for a protein of 196 amino acids. Gene Ontology annotation, biological process: positive regulation of apoptotic process; mitochondrial outer membrane permeabilization. The transcript is spliced from 6 exons. Gene Ontology annotation, cellular component: nucleus; mitochondrial envelope; mitochondrial outer membrane. The record is from RefSeq and is a predicted model, not a curated record. Lineage: Eukaryota; Metazoa; Chordata; Mammalia; Microbiotheria; Microbiotheriidae.